UCUGGGACAACUACAGUAGGAAAAAAAAAGAUAUCAAUUAGAUUUUUUGUAUUUUUAAGCAACAUACAGAAAACAAAUCGACAGGAUCUUCAAAUUAAUUUUAUUUUUAUUUUAAUUUAAUAUUUUCAGUUGCUUUUUCUUUUUCCGUCUUCCAUAAAACACUGCUUCGAAAGGUGUUUUUAUUUACUUCCAUGGUUGUAAUACUACAGAAGGGAGGAAACACCAUAAAGUAGCUCUUUGGAAGUUGGGAAAUUUUAUUUAAUAUAUACUCUGAACAUGAGCGAAGCAAACCAAGGGAAUAAUCCUGAUGCAUCAGCGAUUGUUCCUGUGAAGCGAAAGCGUGGUCGUCCUCGCAAAUAUCCAAGACCGGAUCCUAAUCAUGGGGGCAAUGCUCAUGCUUCUAGGAAUCAGAAUCCAAAUCAUGGGGGCAGCUCACGUGUUCCACCUGGAUUUGUCAGGGUUAACGGGAAUCAGCCCCGUCAAGAAGACCCAGUAAUCGAUGCAAAUGAUGUCAUGGUGGGUCAGGUAGUCCAUGGCGUCAUUGAAGCAGCAUUUGAUGCUGGAUAUUUACUCUCUGUCAGGGUUGGCAACUCAGAAACCACUUUGCGGGGUGUUGUUUUUAAGCCUGGACAUUAUGUUCCUGUUUCUGCAGACAACGAUGUUGCCCCAGGUGUUCAGAUGAUCAGAAGAAACGAGAUACAAUUCCCAAGAGAGAACAAUCCUCAGGUUCAUAGCCAUAAUCGGUCAAGAGAGAGAAACGGAACUGUUCAUGCACCUCGAGCUACUAAUCCUGUAGUCCCCAAAAUAAGGCAGCAGGUGCCUUCAGUAGGAAGUCAAUCGUCUUCUCCAGGGAUCUCAAGGGGCAAUGUUGUGCCUGUUGUACUCCAGCCCAUUGAUUUGUCAAAUGGGGUUGCAGGUGAACUGUCUUCAGUUGCAACUCAGCCUGCUCAUGCAGUGGGCUCUAAGGGCAAGCAGGCACUAGAUGCUGCUCAGCCAUCAAAUGGAUCACCACCUGCCAACCAAUUGCAAGCAAUUGAAACCCAGUUGCUUCACUUUCAGUCUCAAAAUAACCACCAGGUAAUGUCUACAGGCAUACAGAAGGAAGCUGGUCUUAAUCAAAAUUCAGCUGAGGCAGCUGGUAUGCCUUUUGAGAAACUGUUAACUGAGGUCAUUAAGAGAACUCAAGUACCAUCUCCAUCAAAAGAGAAUAAUACUAGCUCAACUGUUAAAUCAUGUGCAGAAGAUGAUGACAGUAGCGCAGAUCUGCCUCUUUCAGUUGAGCCCCUGCAAUCUGUGCAGCCAGUUCUGAAUAAUCACCCUGCAGUUCUGUCAAGACCCUUGGAGAACUAUAGAACUGGAAAAAUGACUGAGCUGCUACAGGAAAACAUGCCCCAAAACCAGGUCACCGUGGACCCCAGAAUGAAGGAAGAUGAACUAGGCCCAGAAACCGAACAUGGAGAUGAAGAUGGUGGCAAUUCAAUGAAACAUUCACAGGCAUCAAGUGUCUGACGUGAUAAAUGUUUCCUUGGGGAGCAAUCUCAUCGCUGCUGCUUCCUACCUAACAUGUUCAGGAGCAAUUUGCAGCAACUGGACAAUCAUGUAGACAUCUUGUUAUCUUAGAGUAGGUAAAAGCCAAAGAUCUAUGUUUAAACCCUAGAGACCAAAAGAUGCCCGUUAUUAUUUAGCAGUUGUAGGUUAUGUGACGGUUUGAUGUUUAGCUUCUUAAAUAUUUGUAAGUGUUCUGUUCAGGUUACCGAGCGUGUUCCCCAUGGCUUAUGUUAUGAUUCAGUGUUAGAAAAAGAGAGAAAAGAGGAACUAAAAGAAGUGCGUGCUAAUUUAUUUUUCAUAAUUUAGUUGAUAAAAUUUGGAAUUCUCAUGAUUAAAUUGGAUGACUGCAGUUCUUGAAAA
Molecule: messenger RNA, 1908 nt
Organism: Jatropha curcas
Lineage: Eukaryota; Viridiplantae; Streptophyta; Magnoliopsida; Malpighiales; Euphorbiaceae
Product: AT hook motif-containing protein
Source: RefSeq, a predicted model, not a curated record